UACUCCUCCUCCUCCUCCUGCUCCUCCUCCUCCUGCCAUGUCCAACGACAGCAGCCUCCUCGCCGUGUGGGAGGCCUCCGAUUGGUCGGACACGUCUCAGUGCCCGCCCUCCGUGGGCGGGGCAACUUUCCUGAUCGUGGCGUACAGCGCUGUCAUAGCAAUCGGGUUGCUAGGCAACGCAGGCCUGGUAUUCAUCAUCGCCCGGCAACAGGAGUUACGCAACGUCACCAACAUCCUGAUCGCCAACCUGUCCUGCUCCGACAUCCUGAUGUGUGUCGUCUGCCUCCCCGUCACCGUCAUCUACACCCUGAUGGACAGAUGGGUGCUGGGGGAGGCCCUGUGUAAGGUGACCCCCUUUGUUCAGUGCAUGUCAGUGACGGUUUCCAUCUUCUCGCUGGUCCUCGUCGCUCUGGAGCGCCACCAGCUGAUCCUCCACCCCACCGGCUGGAGCCCUGGCCCCGCCCACUCCUACCUGGCCGUGGGGCUCACCUGGCUGGUCGCCUGCUUCAUCUCACUGCCCUUCCUCUCCUUCAACAUCCUCACCAACGACCCCUUCCACAACAUCAGCCUCCCGGCAAACCCCUUCAGAGACCAUCUGAUCUGCAUGGAGCUGUGGCCUUCGGACAAACACCGUCUGGCCUACACCACCUCGCUGCUCAUCUUCCAGUACUGCCUUCCUCUGCUGCUGGUGCUGCUCUGCUACCUCCGGAUCUUCCUCCGCCUGCGACGACGCAGGGACAUGCUGGAGCGCAGCAGAAGGACUCGAGGAGCCCAGAGGAUCAACGUCAUGCUGCUAGCUAUUGUCAUCGCCUUCGCUCUGUGCUGGCUGCCGCUGAACGUCUUCAACACCCUGUUUGACUGGCAUCACCAGGCCCUGCCCGACUGCCAGCACGACGCCGUCUUCUCCGCCUGCCACCUGACGGCCAUGGCCUCCACCUGCAUCAACCCGGUGGUGUACGGCUUCCUCAACAGCAACUUCCAGAGGGAGCUGAAGCUGACGCUGCAGCGCUGCCAGUGCGGCAACCGGGCGACCGAGAGCUACGAGAGCUUCCCUCUGUCCACGGUCGGCAGCGAGGCCAUGACGAAGGCCACGUCCCUCAACAGGAUGGGGUCCGUGUGCAUCCCCUCACCUAAACCCGAGAUCAGCUCGGCACUACCGGCCAAAACGUUACCUGCUAACACCUAAAAACGGCUUCUAAGAGACAAACAGCAGCAGGUAACGAGCUGGUCGGUGGCUUAGAGCUGGAACCUGGACGGAACGGACGCUCAGAGACGGAGGCUGGAGCUUCGAGUCCAGAGAAGGAGACGCCCGGAGAACAGACUCAGCCGAGGGACGGAGGAGCUGAUUGGACCUUUCACUGAGCUUUGUUCUCGUCAACGUUCCCCCUAGAACGUCGCUCUCUAGAACUGCUCUGACGCUGUGUGUCGAAAAGCAGCGACGCGACGUUCUCACAAUAAAAAACAUCAACAACAACAACUGCAUGACGACGUUCCAGAACGUUCUCGUACGCUGAUUAUAUUCUAACGGUCUGAAAUGGAGACGUUCCACAACAAGUACGUUUUAUGUUCCGGGGAACUGUGACGUUCUGGAACAUACGGCGAAGGCAGCGCACCAUCGAACAAAACGUGUUAGUCUAAUCGUUUAUCUGUUUUUAUUGCAGCGCGCCCUCAGUUCAGUGGCACAUCCACCGCCACGCACAACAACAGCAACAACAACAACAACAACCACAAAAACAACCACA
Molecule: messenger RNA, 1742 nt
Organism: Mugil cephalus (flathead mullet)
Lineage: Eukaryota; Metazoa; Chordata; Actinopteri; Mugiliformes; Mugilidae
Gene: npy8ar
Product: neuropeptide Y receptor Y8a
Exons: 4
Coding region: 38-1186 (382 amino acids)
Biological process (GO): G protein-coupled receptor signaling pathway
Cellular component (GO): neuron projection; plasma membrane
Molecular function (GO): neuropeptide Y receptor activity; neuropeptide binding
Source: RefSeq, a predicted model, not a curated record